AUGAAAUACCGAUGUAAGGAGGGCUGGAUAAAUGAGAUCCACAGCUACGACCCAGCGACGUAUCUCGCCACACACACUCACUCUGUGUAUGUGCGUCUGGAGGGCUCCAUCCUGCGACUGUCAAAACCAAAUCGCAAUAUUCCCCGCCGGGCAACUUUCAACGAGCCCAAACCUGAUGUCACCUAUGUUAGCCAGAAAAUCUAUGACCUCACUAACAGUAAGAUCUACCUGGUGCCUCACGGCUUGGCAAGGAAGCGAGUGUGGAAUAAGAAGUAUCCUAUUUGCAUUGAGCUGGCCAAGCAGGAUGACUUCAUGGCUAAAGCCCAGGAAGAUAAGACUGAGGGGACGGAGGAAAAGACCCCUGCAGUAGGAGACAAGAGUGAGGGGGUGGGCACUGGCGAAGAAGCAAAGAGAACACACACAGAACCUAUUCUCUACCUGUUUGGGAGGACAGGAAGGGACAAGGAGGAGUGGUUCAAACGGAUGCUGUUUGCAUCCAAACUGAAAUCAGAAGCCAGAAAGCCCUUGGGCCUGCCUACAAGUUUGUCAGCAGGUUUGUCUCACAGCCGCAGCAGUAGUCAAGGCAGUUUGGAUGAAGUGAUCCACUCUCAUCCCAGACAAAAGGAUCUUGGUGCCAGUGUCAAACAAAAAGUUCUGGAAUACAACGUCUACAUGGCCAAAUAUGUUAGUCAGUCUACAGUAAGCCUUGUUACAAGCCCUGUUCAGAGUGCUGGGAGCAGCCCGGGAACGGUUAAGAAGUUUCCAGCCAGUCAUGGCCAGGAGUCCGUGUCAGAAGCCUGGGUCAAUGCUCUCUUGGGUCGCAUCUUUUGGGACUUUCUUGGAGAGGAAUACUGGGCAGACAUGGUGUCCAAAAAGAUUCAGAAGAAGCUGAGUAAGAUUAGGCUCCCGUAUUUUAUGAAUGAGCUAACCCUCACCGAGUUGGACAUGGGCAUAUCUAUUCCCAAGAUCCUCAGGUCCUCCAAACCAUCAGUAGAUUACAGAGGUGAUCUACACCCUGGGCCUGCCUGUAUUCUUGGUUUAUAUUCCUAAAAUAUUGAGUUUACUUCCAUUGCACCAUAAUUUUAUUUCCGUUGGUUACUAAACUUUUAGCCAGGGUUUGAUACAAAAUGUUUUCUGCUCUAGAUUAGUUACACAAAUGAGUAAUUGUUGCAUAACUGUUCCCAUGAUUUAGUCUGCAUUAUAUGAGAUUCUGGUGCAUGGCUCUUGAUAUGUCAGAGCAGUUUUCAUCAGGUGCUGCUAACACUGUCUAGGAACCCAAUAUGACUCAAGCAUCUGAAUUAAUGUUGCUUGCUAAGGGAAAAAUCACUUGUACUAUUGCUGAAUUUGAAGACUCAAAAAUGAAAAUCAGUCUCUCACCCUUGUGCCAUAGCUUCAGCUAAACAGAGAUUUUUAAUUAAAUAAGCCACAUCUUUGUAUAGCCAUAUAGGCCGUAAGGUGAAGCCGUUUUUUGUUUAAUCCUGUUCCCAUAUAUGGGGCACUAAAUUAUUUUCAUUCCAAUAAAAAGAGCUAUUGUUUUUGAGCGAGAAAAUAAAAGUUCUCCAUGUAUAAUCCUGCAGUUUAUUUUUUAUUACUGUUCAAAGUCGGCAAUAGUUCCUUCCUCGCGUAAUCAUAUUUUGAUCAUGAGUGAUUAGGCGUCGCGUCACGUGUAGGAAGCACGGCCAAUGAGGUGGCCGCUAUUUGGAACGACAUUCCAAUAUGUCUGCGCCCUUGUUAUCAAUCUCGAGUAGCGAAGAAGAGAAAAUUACGGCCAGACCUCCUUCAAAACUCCGUAAAAAGGAUUAUAAACAAUGCUAUAUGCAUCUCACUUCCAUAAAGAAAGAAGAAACAAAGGAUUUUACACGCAAACGAUGGGAUACAUACAGAAAUAGCGUCAAACGGUGGCUUGUUUUGCAUGGUGAGAAUCAGAGAAUAGCAGAAACAUACAAACAUUGUCUAGAAAUCGAGUUUGAAAAUGUCCCCUAAGACACUGGGAUAAAGUUGGUUUGACGUUGGACGUUCGAUAUUCGUGAAUGUAGGGACCGUCUCUAAAGUUACAUACACAUUAAAAUAUUUUUUUAAAAGCUCAAUAGCAUUCAAAGGGAAUGACUUACAGCCACAAAACUUACUGUACUGUGUUCAUGUGUGUGUACUCUAUGAAGCACACCUUUUAGAUUUUUGAUAUUUAUCAUAAUAAACCGUCAAAUUAUAUGUAAAUAUUCCUAUGUGUUUCACUACUGUAUGGACUCAUACACAAAAAUACCAUUUUUAAAGCUCAAUAGCAUUUAAAGGGAAUGACUUACAGCCACAAAACUUACUGUACAGUGUUCAUGUGUAUGUACUCUAUGAAGCACACCUUUUAGAUUUUUGAUAUUUAUCAUAAUAAACCGUCAAAUUAUAUGUAAAUAUUCCUAUGUGUUUCAACUCAACUCAACUUUAUUUAUAUAGCGCUUUUACAAUUUUCAUUGUUACAAAGCAGCUGUACAUGAGACACAUUGACUACAAGCAAAACAAUCAAAGUUUUACCUGCAAAAACAAGAAAAAGGUUGAAAACACAGA
Messenger RNA from Triplophysa rosa, 2556 nucleotides. RefSeq names its product testis-expressed protein 2-like. Gene Ontology annotation, cellular component: endoplasmic reticulum. NCBI's taxonomy places the organism in Eukaryota, Metazoa, Chordata, Actinopteri, Cypriniformes, Nemacheilidae. The transcript is spliced from 6 exons. The record is from RefSeq and is a predicted model, not a curated record. The coding region runs from base 1 to 1050 and encodes 349 amino acids. Gene Ontology annotation, molecular function: lipid binding.